AUGGCAUUUCCAGGCUGCAGUGCUUUAUGGGAUGAUCUGAACUGCUGGCCUCAUGCUGAAGUAGGAGAGACUGUGUCACAGCCAUGCCCCAGUUUCCUUCGGGUCAAAGGAGCGGUGAUGAAAAACUGCACUGAGAAUGGGUGGUCUGAAGUCUUUCCCCCGUACGAACUCGCCUGUGGCCAUGGGCUUAAUGACAGCUUUCAAAUUCCCAUUGACUUGGAGGUCUCACAUGAGUAUUUCUUUUAUGUGAAGAUUAUGUAUUCUACGGGAUAUGCCAUCUCUCUUGUCUCACUCAGCAUUGCCCUCACAGUGUUGUGUGUGUUCAGGAAGCUGCACUGCACUCGUAAUUUUAUUCACAUGCAGCUUUUUUUGUCCUUCAUCUUGAGAGCCAUCUUCAUCUUCAUCAGAGAUGCUGCGCUGCAUUACUCACAGGAGUACUACCACUGCAACUCUCAUCCGCCUGGCUGCAAAGUGGCACUGUUCCUGUCUAAUUACUGCAUCCUGGCAAAUUACAGCUGGCUGCUGGUGGAAGGACAUUAUCUGCACAGCCUCAUAAACCUCUCACUGCAUUCACAGAAGAAACGCCUGCACUGGUACAUCCUGCUUGGUUGGGGGAUCCCGAUGCUCAUUAUUAUUAGCUGGAGUUUGGCCAAAUACCUGCACCAGGAUGAAGGAUGCUGGGAGACGAGAGAUCAUGGCUGGAUAUGGUGGAUACUGCGAGUUCCAGUCAUCAUUUUUAUCACAGUAAACAUGCUGUUUUUUCUGAGUAUUAUUCGGACAUUAGUGGCAAAACUGAAAGCUCCUGACAUGCAUGGAAAUGAAAUUAAUCAUCACAGGUGAGAGAUAAUAACACGUUUGAGGUCACUAGCAGAAUUGCGAAAAUAAUGAACAUGACAAAAAUAAUGUGCAUUUUUAAUGGAAAAUUAUUUUUUGUUCUUUUGUUGUGUACGGCUUGGGUCACAGAAAUGACAUACUCCAGCUGAACAAACACAGCUUCGUAUGAUUGAAAAAUCAAUGAGUGCAUAAAACAGAUGCAGAAAUCUUACUCAUCAUCCUCUUUUU
Molecule: messenger RNA, 1062 nt
Organism: Carassius carassius (crucian carp)
Lineage: Eukaryota; Metazoa; Chordata; Actinopteri; Cypriniformes; Cyprinidae
Product: secretin receptor-like
Exons: 9
Coding region: 1-840 (279 amino acids)
Biological process (GO): cell surface receptor signaling pathway; adenylate cyclase-modulating G protein-coupled receptor signaling pathway
Cellular component (GO): plasma membrane
Molecular function (GO): peptide hormone binding; secretin receptor activity; G protein-coupled peptide receptor activity
Source: RefSeq, a predicted model, not a curated record